AUGAAGCCUUUUAGCCUUUCCACUGUUGUACUCAUUCUAAGCAGCCUCUCACUAUCGGCUUCUGCCGGCGUGUCUUUUUCCCAGAGUCUUGGAGUAUCCCGGAGCGGCAGUGUUUUCGGGAUCCCGCGUGGCGGCGGUUUGUUUGGAGGAAAAGAUGAAUCCAAAAAGGAAACUACUGUAGAUGAGGAGACAAAAAAGUAUGCCGCCAUGACACAAGAAGAGAUUGAAGAAUGGUUGGAGCAUGUUCCUGUCUUCGCGGUUACCGAUUCGAACGGAGCGGGUGUUGUUCUCAAGCCCGAAAACGACACAAGUGUGUUCUAUUUUUUCUUGAAUCCUAUGCAAGCUAAUGCUACCUUGACGCAGCUCAAAGGUGCCAAUGACGAAAUGGAUCUGAAGGUAUCCGCUUUUUCUCUCGGAAAAAUUUGGUUCAACCUUUUGAAUGGCGACCCCGAACGGGAAGUCAAGCUCACCUCGCCUGGUGCCGAGGACGGAGAAGGUGAGACCACAAAGGGAGUUGAGUACCGACUAGUACCUGAUACCCGUGAUUUGCUUGGAGCUCGAAUGCUUCUUACCAUGACGCCCGAGGAUGGAGAAGCUAUGAAAGAGAGCGGAGGAAUGACACCUGAGAUGGCUCAGGCCGCUAUUAAGAAGGCCAUGGAAGACUCACCGAAAUUUAAGUCGACAUACAACGAAAUCCCUGUUUUUACGAUUGCGCAGAUGCGUAUGCAAAAACAGCCGUCUGAAGGUGAAGAAAGUGAGCCGAUCACCCUCCUGCCCAUGUAUUUUAGUAUGCAAAACAUGGUAGGAACCUGGCAGGAGUUCAUGAAGCAAGCCCCUACGGAUGUCCAGGGUGUGGAACCGGCCAUCAACCUAAUGUCGCUCAAAGAUUUGGUAGAAAUGAUGCAAAAGGAGUCCGAAAUUGAUUGGCGCCAUGUUGUGUUGGUCCCUCCAGCCCCUGUCGGUGCCGACAGCGAAACAUCUGCAUCUACCGCCACAGUGGCAGAUCCUAUGGCCCAAAUGGGCGGUGCCACCCUCGGCGACGAAUAAUGAAGCAUAGAUAGGACGAUUCAUUAAUGUAAGGUUACUCGAUC
Messenger RNA from Phaeodactylum tricornutum CCAP 1055/1, 1091 nucleotides. RefSeq lists its product with no specific name. Bases 1 to 1047 code for a protein of 348 amino acids. Gene Ontology annotation, biological process: protein transport. Lineage: Eukaryota; Bacillariophyta; Bacillariophyceae; Surirellales; Neidiaceae. The transcript has 2 exons. The record is from RefSeq and is a predicted model, not a curated record.